AUAAAAAAGACACAGAAAAUUAUGUGGUAGAUAUUAUUUUCACCUUUGGGCAUUCCAUUCGUCAUACUUGUAUUAUAAAAUGCAAAAAGUGUAAAUAGGUGAAAAGAGCCAUCUGCCUAAACAGCCACUUCAUCACCUAAUAGAUCUAUUCUUUGAAAAUUGCUUUAAUGGCAACUACACUUCAACCCAACUACUUGAACCAAGAUUUCAAGAAAGGUGUAAAGUACCUAGUUGACAAUUCAAAGGACAUGAAAAUGGUGCCUUCGGAGUUUGUUUUGCCAAUUCCAGAAGGUGAAAAGCCAUCGUUGGCCAUUGAUGGUGACAUUCCAGUGAUAGAUUUGAGUGGCCUCAAUGGACCUGUUGAGCAAAGACUAUCAACUAUACGUGCCCUUAGUUCUGCUUGUGAUGAAUGGGGAUUCUUUAGGGUGACUAAUCAUGGUAUAGAAGUGUCCCUGAUGGAUAAAAUGGUACGAGUGGUAGAAGAAUUUUUCAACCUGCCAUUGGAAGAGAAAAUGAGAUAUGGUUCAGAAGAUGUGAUGGAUCCAGUAAGAUAUGGAACAAGCUUGAACACUCCCAGAAAGCAUGCCCUCCAUUGGAGGGACUAUCUGAGGCACUAUGCCGGUCCAGUUCCACAUACCCUUCACCUUUGGCCAGAUAAUCCUCCUACCUACAGGAACGUUGCAAAGGAGUACGUAAAGGAAGUUUGGCAACUUGCGGUAAAAAUAUUUGGUGUAAUAUCAGAAGGAUUAGGCCUGGAUCCAGAUUACUUAGAGAGGUCACUUGGAGAUGAAGGGACUCAAAUGAUAGCUUCAAAUUUUUAUCCACCAUGUCCUGAGCCAAACAAGACAUUGGGACUUGCUGCACAUUCAGAUCAUGGUGGUCUCACUAUUUUGAUGGACAAUGGCAUUCCUGGCUUGCAAAUUAAACACAAUCAAACAUGGUACUCUGUCCCCAGUGUCCCUGGCACUUUCGUUGUCAAUCUAGGAGAUUUUAUAGAGGUACUAAGUAAUGGGAAGUACAAGAGCAUCGAGCAUCGAGCAAUAGUCAAUGCGGAGGCAGCGAGGAUCUCUAUAGGAGUGGGUCAUGGCCCAGCAAUGGAUGCAAUAGUUCAGCCUGCAGGUCCACUUAUCAAAGAAAAGAAUGAAAGCAAGUUUCGGCCCAUUGUUUACAAGGACUAUAUUAGAGCCCAACAAAGCACUAUUAAGAGAGGGAAGAGUGCGUUGCAUGAGAUAAUGACUUCCUCAGACAACUAGGGCCUGUUGAAUUUCUUUCAAAGCCUAUUGAGUAAUUUUUAUGGAUUCUAUUAUGAAAAAAUUAUUUGAUUGAGUGCUUUUUA
Messenger RNA from Solanum dulcamara, 1336 nucleotides. RefSeq names its product protein DOWNY MILDEW RESISTANCE 6-like. The coding region runs from base 168 to 1253 and encodes 361 amino acids. The transcript has 6 exons. NCBI's taxonomy places the organism in Eukaryota, Viridiplantae, Streptophyta, Magnoliopsida, Solanales, Solanaceae. The record is from RefSeq and is a predicted model, not a curated record.